GCUCUCCUUUAAGCGAUGGGGGUAGCGGGACUUUUCGGAAGAUGAUCAACUUUGUACGUCGUAGCGACUGCCACAUCAUUCAGUUUAUGGACAGCAAAAUGCUCACGGUUUUAAUACUUUUAAGCUCACUGGCGACAUGCUGGAGCGUCCCAAGAAGAUGUACUCCGGAAGAAGCAGCAAUAGGAAGAUGCAGAACACCUGCAGAAGAGAGGCUGCAGUGUAUGGAGAUGGUGCUUGGUUACUGUCAGGAUGUGCCCUACAGCCACACCACAUUCCCCAACAUCGUGGGCCAUCGUUCACGGCAGGAUUUAGAGAUGGGUGCAGAGUACCUGCUCUUGAGCGUGAUUCACGGCCUGCUGAAUGGAGAGUGUUCUCCAGACAUCCGUCUGUUGGGCUGCUCAGUGUUGGCUCCCCGUUGUCAAGACAACAAGCUAAUGAAGCCGUGCCGCAGCUCGUGUGAAAUGGUGAAAAAGAGCUGUAUUCAUGCCUUUGAGGCCAUCCAAAUGGCAUGGCCUUACUUUCUGGACUGUGACCGAUUCUUUGUUGGCGAUGAAGAGGGCUGUUAUGACCCAUUGUCAGAGUUAAGAGAAAAGCAGGAAGUGGCCUUUGCCAACAUAUCUGAUGGUGGUAUUUUCACUAUCAUUCAGUUCACUUACCACACCAACUCUCAGAUGUACAGCAUCCUGAAGAAGACAGCAUCAAAAUGCUCUCAUAUCUCACAAACGUAUAGCAUUGGGCGCAGUGUGGAAGGAAAAGACUUGCUGGCUAUUGAAUUCUCCAAUAACCCUGGACAGCAUGAGCUAUUGGAGCCAGAGAUCAAAUUAAUUGGGAACAUGCAUGGAAACGAGGUUCUCGGCAGGCAGCUGCUGAUUUACCUGGCUCAGUAUCUGUGUUCUGAAUAUCUGCUGGGCAAUGAGCGAAUUCAGACCAUCAUCAACACCACACGCAUCCAUAUCCUACCCUCCAUGAAUCCUGACGGCUAUGAGAUUGCCGCUUCUGAGGUAGCCGAUAGGAACGACCCCGAAAACAUCUACCAGGAAGGUCAUGAGUACAACGGGUGGACCAGCGGUCGGGCCAAUGCACAGAAUCUCGAUCUGAACCGCAACUUCCCUGACCUCACCUCCAUCUUCUACAAUCGCCGUCGCUUCAGACAUUUCCGUAGUGACCACAUCCCAAUCCCUGAGUCUUAUUGGUUAAAUAAGGAAGUUGCACCAGAGACCUAUGCUGUAAUGAAGUGGAUAAGAUCCUUUCCUUUCGUUAUAUCUGCCAGUCUUCAUGGUGGAGAACUGGUCAUCUCAUACCCUUUUGACCUCUCUAAACACCCACAAGAAGAUAGGAUGUACUCUCCCACACCAGAUGAACAAAUUUUUAGGCAGUUGGCUAGGACAUAUGCAGAUGCCCAUGCCACUAUGUCCAACAAUGACACAGAGAGAUGUGGAGCCUCAUUUGCCAAUAAAGGAGGGAUAACCAAUGGAGCACAGUGGUAUAGCUUUGCUGGAGUGGUUCGGUACCUUCAUCACUCUGAGUUGUCAAAUUACUUGCAGGUCCACAGAGGUAUAAAGGGCAUUGUGAAGGAUGAACAUGGAAAUGGCAUAAAAGGAGCUACGAUAUCUGUUAGAGGGAUGCGACAUGACAUCACUUCCGCUGAGGAUGGUGAUUACUGGAGACUGUUGAAUCCAGGUGUCCACAUUGUGACUGCUGCUGCCUCCGGCUACUCUAAAGUAUCUAAGCGCAUUCAUCUGCCAAGGAAAACACUGGUGGGCCGGGUGGACUUUGUGCUGAAGAAGGUCCCACGAGAACCCUCUCUUGACUACUUUAACAUCCCUGAGCUGGACAACUAUGAGCGUUUUGACCCAUUUAAUCAGUUUGAGCAGUCCAGCCAGAGGGAGCUGGGAGAGAAUGGGGAGGAGAGGACUGAGAAGCCCUGGUGGUGGGCUUAUUUCAGCCAGUUAGGCAUAUCUGCACCUACCUGGCUCCUGCGGAACUACUAGGGGCCCUCCGGACACCAUUGGAAAGCAACCUGAUACCUAAC
Sinocyclocheilus anshuiensis is the source of this 2032-nucleotide messenger RNA. RefSeq names its product carboxypeptidase Z-like. NCBI's taxonomy places the organism in Eukaryota, Metazoa, Chordata, Actinopteri, Cypriniformes, Cyprinidae. Gene Ontology annotation, molecular function: metallocarboxypeptidase activity; protein binding; zinc ion binding. The coding region runs from base 42 to 1991 and encodes 649 amino acids. The record is from RefSeq and is a predicted model, not a curated record. Gene Ontology annotation, biological process: protein processing; peptide metabolic process. The transcript has 11 exons.